Molecule: messenger RNA, 1590 nt
Organism: Aspergillus aculeatinus CBS 121060
Lineage: Eukaryota; Fungi; Ascomycota; Eurotiomycetes; Eurotiales; Aspergillaceae
Exons: 2
Coding region: 1-1590 (529 amino acids)
Source: RefSeq, a predicted model, not a curated record
AUGGAUAGCACUGACACCAUCAUUGUCGGGAACGGCCCGUCAGCCAUGAUCCUGUCCUACAUCUUCCAUGGUCAUAUUCCCUACUAUCAAGCCGAUCCGCCGCACCCGGAUCCCCUGCUGCAUGCCAAGCUGCUGCAGAACCCGGCUCUGCUUCAGGCCGACGUGAGCACGCUGACUGAGCAUUUUGCCGCCUCGCGCUUGUCCUACUCGACCCAGGCCCUGCCGGUCAACGUGCUCCUCGACACCCUGGUGCGACCCAGUCUGGACGUCGAGGAGCUGGAGUGCGUCACCAACGUCGAAUGGCGGUACGAGCCUGAAAAGGCCGUGCCCCAUUUGGUGUUUGGCGACGCCGCGUGCGCUGGCGGUCAAUGGACCGAGAAUCCCAUGCCUGCGAGCUGGGACAUCCAGACCCUGAGCUAUGCAUCGAUGUUGUCGCUGCCGGGGUAUUCGUUCGCCGACCACCACCGUGCAGUGACCGGGAAGGAUCUGCCGGCAUUUACGCGGCCCAGCCGGCAGGAGACGGCGGAUUACUUCCGUCGGUAUCCCGGGGCCGUGCACAUCGGCGAUGUCUUCCGCUUCAACGAAACCCUGUCGGGGAUCUCGCGCACGGACCAGGGCUUCUAUAUCCGCUCCCACAAUCUCCAUUGUAAACACCUGGUCCUGGCCACGGGGAUCUUCACCGAGGUGCUGCAGCCGAGUCCACUGCUGCAGCCCUUGCGGUCCCUUGAACCGGUCCCCUCCAUCCCGUUGCUGGUGAUCGGCUCGGGAUUCUCUGCGGCCGAUGUCAUCAUCUCCGCCCCUAAGGAUCAAAAGAUCCUGCAUGCCUUCAGGUGGGAUCCAGAAGGCCGGCCGUCUCCUCUACGGGGGUGCCAUCACCAGGCUUACCCGGAAUAUGCCGGAGUGUACCGUUUGAUGAAACGGGCGGCAUUGGCGGCGGCCCCAGCACCGCCCAAACGGGGCAAGAUGCGACGGACGACGUCAACGCCGUUCCUGGAAUCGCGGAAAUGGGACGAGGUCUACGAGGGUCUUCCCAAUCUGGAGAUUGUCAACGUCGAGAUGGAGGCCGACCAGGCGCUCGUCACGUUCCGUCAGCCCGACGGGCAAACCCUCGUCCGUGCUGUUCGUGGGCUGGUCUAUGCCACGGGCCGUCGCGGUACACUGAAGUAUCUCGAUCCUUCUCUGCUCGCGGAAGUCUUGGGUCGCACAGACGCGGACUCGAUUGUAACCAACCAGACUCUACGUGACAAAGCACUCAACGACAUGGAGGUGGCGCCGGAUGUCUUCGUCAUUGGGAGUUUGACCGGAGACUCUCUGAUCCGGUUCUCCUACGGGAGCUGCGUCCAGGCGGCAGGCAAGGUCAUCGGAGCGUCAAUGGGACCAGACUGGAUGUGGAACAGCUCGGCUCAAACGUCGCGUCCAUCAUCGUCCUCCGUGGGGGUUCUGCGGGGGAUUGACGGACAUGACGUCUAUCCGGCCGGGGCAACUUGGUCCCAGGGCGACGAGGAUCGAUCGGUGUUAUAUACGAUCCCGGAGCGGAUCUUGCCCGGCGGACUAUGGAAAUGGCUCCGAAAAUGGUGGAAUGUGAAUUGA